CGUCGUGGCAUCGCGUCGCAACGUGACUCUUGGCUCUACUAUAGCCAGGGUGAGAAUGCUACUGUAGGGGCUGAAAAGACGAUCAGUUGACAGCAGAAGUCCUUCAUCUCCGACGCCGUGAAGAUGGUGGCCGUCGUUGCUAGAGGCCAGAACAACCUGGACGACGAUCCGUUCGCAGUCGCAGUAUAAGAAGAGACGGCGUUCGGACGAAGGACUCGGAUUGAAUUUCAGCAAGCAGCAUUGCCAGGCAUCUCUUCUCGCAGCCCAUAUUAUUACUACAACCAUCUAAUAGCGAUUUCAUAAUCAUCUCAUAUCAUCCAGCCAGCCCACAAUAUGAAGUUCUCGCUCCUCGCCGUCGUCUUGGCCUCUGCCUCCGCCGCCCAAAGCGCAAUUACAUGGACGCUCGAGAAGGCCGCAAACCCUACGGCCGACCAGCGCGAUGCGUACACCAAGAUCGAGGCCGCCAUGAACCUGGCCGUCGCAAGACACACCAGGUUGGGACGCGCCAGCAAGUCCCUCAGAGUCUACUACACGCCCGGCGUGCCCACGGCCGAGGCCAACUACAACGGCGACGUCCGCUUCGGGACCAACCGCUCUUACAUGAACGAGCGGACGGCUCUCCACGAGAUCUCGCACACGCUUGGCGUCGGCCAGACGGCCGCCUUCAACUCCAAGUGCGCCUCCGGCGACUGGGCCACGGCUUUGCCCCUCCUCCGCUCGUGGGAUGGUUCCAGCGCCAAGAUUAACUGCGGAGGCUCCCACUUCUGGCCCUACGGGCUCAACUACGACACGGAGUGGAGCGAGUCGAAUGCGAAUCGCCAUGUACAAAUCAUCAACGCCAUGCUUGCGGAUGGCAUGUGAGGGGAGACGCUUUUGAUUUCAGGUUCUUGUAAUAACUUCAUGUGAUGACGACACCAAGUUUCAUGGUUCGCGUCGCCGUACAUAUAGCUGGUUGGAAGCAAGAUGGCUGGAUUCUGGUCAUCUUAGGUAAAUCACGAUGAGAUGGGCCAUGAGAUACUUCCCAAUGAAUAACUUCAAUUCCUAUUACAUGCAAGACAGCCUGAUGCCAGGAGCAAUACGUUUCAGAUUCAU
Colletotrichum destructivum is the source of this 1092-nucleotide messenger RNA. RefSeq lists its product as uncharacterized. Lineage: Eukaryota; Fungi; Ascomycota; Sordariomycetes; Glomerellales; Glomerellaceae. The record is from RefSeq and is a predicted model, not a curated record. The coding region runs from base 334 to 861 and encodes 175 amino acids. The transcript has a single exon.